Colletotrichum karsti is the source of this 1308-nucleotide messenger RNA. Its product is annotated as auxin efflux carrier superfamily. Gene Ontology annotation, biological process: transmembrane transport. The record is from RefSeq and is a predicted model, not a curated record. Lineage: Eukaryota; Fungi; Ascomycota; Sordariomycetes; Glomerellales; Glomerellaceae. Gene Ontology annotation, cellular component: endoplasmic reticulum; membrane. The transcript is spliced from 3 exons. Bases 1 to 1308 code for a protein of 435 amino acids.
AUGUCGGAUAACACGACAGAAAGCAUCAUCGUCCCCUUCCUGGGCGCCUUCCAGGCCUCCUUAUCAGUCCUGCUUACCAUCGCGGUCGGUGUCGUCGCUACCCAGUAUGGCCUCCUCGACAGCAACAGCAGCAAGAAGAUCUCGACCUUCUGCGUCCGCAUGGCGCUUCCUGCUCUCCUGAUCACCAACGUCGGCUCCCAGCUCGAUCUCGAGACCGGCAUGAGAUAUGUACCCAUUAUAUUAUGGGCCAUCUUCUACACCACGGUCUCAAUCGGCAUCGGCCUCUUCUUGACCAAGGUCUUGGGCAUGCCGGAUUGGGUCACGCCGGCCAUCGCCUUCAACAACACCACAAGCUUGCCCCUGCUGCUCGUGCAAUCUCUGGAUGCCACUGGCAUUCUGAGCUCCAUCGACGACAGCUCCGGCGUGGUGUCCAAGGCCAAGAGCUACUUUCUGGUGAAUGCCAUGAUUGGCAACUCCCUGACGUUCGCACUCGGGCCCAAGCUCCUCAACGGCCAAGAAGAGGAGGCCCCUGAUAAAAAUGGCGAUGUAGAGGAAGAGAGCGAGGAGGAAGAGGAGGAGGACCUCGAGUCGCAGGAACAAGAAGCCGUAGAACGGAACGAGCGCACUUCGCUCCUCCCUCGACGCGUGGCCGUCAAGCGCACUCGCGUGCAAUACCGCAUCACCCGCAAGACCAACCGCUUCUGGUCCUCCCUCUCACCGACCACCCAGAACGUCCUUGAAUUCUCCUCUAGUUUCAUCAACGCCCCAGUCAUCGGCGCCCUUCUCGGUGCCUUGGUAGGCCUGGUGCCCGCCCUCCACCGUCUGUUCUUCAACGAGCCUGAGGAGGGCGGAUACCUCAACGCCUGGUUGACUUCGUCCCUCAAGAACGUCGGCGACCUGUUCGCGACGCUCCAGGUCAUUGUCGUUGGCGUCAAGCUCUCCAAGGCGCUACUCCAGUUCAAGAACGGGUCCGAUGCGAAGGAGAGCCGCGUCCCGAUGGUGCCGUUCCUGGCCGUCACGGUCGUGAGGUUCAUCGUCUGGCCCAUCAUCUCCAUCGCCGUCAUCUACGGGCUCGCCAGCAAGACCAAUGUGCUGUCCAAGGACGCGCUGCUGUGGUUCUGCAUGAUGCUCAUGCCGACGGGCCCGCCGGCGAUGAAGUUGACUGCGCUGGCCGACUGCGAAGAUUCGGACGAGGCGCAGAAGAUGCUCAUCGCCAAGUUUUUGACCAUGUCGUACAUCGUCUCGCCUCUCAUCUGCUUUGCCGUAGUAGGCGCUCUAAAGGCCAGCGAGUCGAUUGUCGGAGGCUGA